UGUCUGGGGCGAAGGCACUUGGGGCCGGAAGGGAGGAGGGCGAGGACCGCGAGCCCCCAGAGCACCCCGAUUGAGGUCUGGGUCCCCGGGCGUGGAAACUUCCCGCGCGGCCCGCAGCACGGGAGGGGGCGGUGGUUCCGCUACCGGAGGAGAGCACCGCUCGAGGCUCGGAGUGCGCGGCGGCCGCCGCCUCCUCGCGUCCCCGCCUCCGCCGCGCAGCCUCCUCCCUCCGCCGGCUCGGCCUCCUGCUCCCUCCUCUCGUGGCUGGCUCCGGCGGCGGCGGCAGACUGGGAGGGCGUGCGUCCGCUGAGAGGUGUCGGCGGCCGGGCUAGGGAAGUUUCAGUGGAAGGUCGUCCGCCGGCCGGCGCGUCCUCCUGUUCUCCUCCCGCAGCAUCAUGGCGGAGCCGAGCGGCUCGCCCGUGCACGUCCAGCUUCCUCAGCAGGCGGCCCCGGUGACAGCGGCGACGGCGGCUCUAGCGGCCGCGACAGCAACGCCCAGCCCAGCCGCCCCGACAGCGGGCGCGCUGGCCUCCUGCCCUGCGCCGGGCGGCCAGGCAAUGGGCUGGCCCCUGUGUCCCUCAGCAUAUGAUAUGCCAGAAGUAGAAUGCAGUGGAGCUACUGCUGUGGUUCAGGCUGCCCUAUGCAAACCCAGACAAGAACGUGUAGCAAUAAAGCGGAUCAACUUGGAAAAAUGCCAGACCAGUAUGGAUGAACUAUUAAAAGAAAUUCAAGCCAUGAGUCAGUGCAGCCACCCCAACGUGGUGACUUAUUACACCUCCUUUGUGGUCAAAGAUGAACUUUGGCUGGUUAUGAAAUUAUUAAGUGGCGGUUCAAUGUUGGAUAUCAUCAAAUAUAUCGUCAACCGAGGCGAGCACAAGAAUGGAGUUCUGGAAGAGGCAAUAAUAGCAACAAUUCUUAAGGAAGUUUUAGAAGGCUUAGACUAUCUGCACAGGAAUGGUCAGAUUCAUAGGGAUUUGAAAGCUGGUAAUAUUCUUCUGGGUGAGGAUGGUUCGGUACAAAUAGCAGAUUUUGGGGUAAGUGCAUUCUUAGCAACAGGGGGUGAUGUUACAAGGAAUAAAGUCAGAAAAACAUUUGUUGGCACCCCAUGUUGGAUGGCCCCUGAAGUCAUGGAACAGGUGAGAGGCUAUGACUUCAAGGCUGAUAUGUGGAGUUUUGGAAUAACUGCCAUUGAAUUAGCAACUGGAGCAGCGCCUUACCACAAAUACCCUCCAAUGAAAGUGCUAAUGUUGACUUUGCAAAAUGAUCCACCCACUUUAGAAACUGGAGUAGAAGAUAAAGAAAUGAUGAAAAAAUACGGCAAGUCUUUUAGAAAGUUACUUUCACUGUGUCUUCAGAAAGAUCCUUCCAAAAGGCCUACAGCAGCAGAACUUUUAAAAUGCAAGUUCUUCCAGAAAGCCAAGAAUAGAGAGUACCUGAUUGAGAAGCUGCUUACAAGAACACCAGACAUAGCCCAAAGAGCCAAGAAGGUAAGGCGAGUUCCUGGGUCCAGUGGCCACCUCCAUAAAACUGAAGACGGGGACUGGGAGUGGAGCGAUGAUGAGAUGGAUGAGAAAAGUGAGGAAGGGAAAGCAGCUGCCUCCCAAGAAAAGUCACGAAGAGUAAAAGAAGAAAACCCCGAGAUUUCAGUGAAUGCUGGUGGCAUCCCCGAGCAAAUACAGUCCCUCUCUGUGCAUGACUCUCAGGGCCAACCCAAAGCUAGUGAAGACUACAGAGAGGCUUCUUGUGCAGUCAACCUUGUCUUAAGAUUAAGAAACUCCAGAAAAGAGCUUAAUGACAUAAGAUUUGAGUUUACCCCAGGAAGAGAUACAGCAGAUGGUGUGUCUCAGGAGCUCUUCUCUGCUGGCUUGGUUGACGGUCAUGAUGUAGUUAUAGUGGCUGCUAAUUUACAGAAGAUUGUAGAUGACCCCAAAGCUUUAAAAACAUUGACAUUUAAGUUGGCUUCUGGCUGUGACGGGUCGGAGAUUCCUGAUGAAGUGAAGUUGAUCGGGUUUGCUCAGUUGAGUGUGAGCUGAUGUACGCCCCUUGCUGUCACCCUGAUCUGUUGUGCUCCCUCCUUCCUCACUCCCCGCCCUCCCUACUUGCUCCAUUCCCCUCACUCUCAAAUCCCUACAAGAAAGAAGAUUGUGAAGAGGCUGGCUUUGAUGAAAUGGGAUAAAAAAUGAUUUUUUUAAACCUUGCAACACUGAGUUCCGCAUUUUUCUCUAGCAACCCACAGUAUGAGAGCAAGCAAAUGCUACAGCUGCAUGACUGUUGCUGAUUUUUCGAAAAAGCUAUUUAAUAUUCUUAGCAAUCAAUUCGGAUAGCCUGCAAACAAAGCGUCUAAAAUACACUCAGGUGGUCCCCUUUAUUGGCAACAAACGCAAUUUUCUACCAGAAGCCUGUUUCCCCUUUCAUUGUUAUAUUUCUGUUAUAAUACUUUUAAUUGUACAUCUGACAAUACUGCCUCUUUUAUGUUGUACCUAGAAAUUAAUAUACUUAUAAAAUUAAGAUUUAUUAGCCAAACUUGAAUUCUAGUUUUAAAACUGACUGUGAAUUUUAUUUUUCAUAUAUUUAUGCUUUACACACCUUAGCUCUAAGGAGAAAGUUUUUGAUUAUAUGCUUCUUGCAGCUAAUCUCUUUAUUUAAACAAAAACUUUCAGGUCUAUCUUUGGAGUAUUUGUAACUUCUUAUUUUUGAAAUGUUGGAAUUAGGGAUUUGGAUGCUUACUCUUUUGGUUUGUUUGCCUAAAAACCAGUCCACAAUCCAGUUGUCUCUGGGGAGGGGGAGGUGCCUUGCAAAUUUCAUAUUAAGAAUGUGCCUGAGACUACUUUACUUUGGAAUAGUCUCAGAUAUAAACUUUCUGCUGCACAAGGUGGCAUAUGUAAUUUUGCUUCAUUGGAACAUUUAGAAUACUUUUUUAAAAGUUGCCAUUCUGUUAGAUUGCUAUCUAUGUCCCCAUCUUUGAUUUGGCUCUCCUUAACUGAUGGGAUUUAUUAUUCUAAAGAUGAUAAACUUGAAAAUACCAGAAUCUGAGUUUUACUUGAAAUUCUGCAGAAUAUCCAGGUGGUGAGAAAAUAAUAGAAAGGGUUUUGUGCAAUGACUGAAAGUUAAAAUGCUGUAAAGUUUCAAGAAUAAAUAUUUCCAACCCAAAAAUCUUCUCUGCUUGACUAUAUAACAUGGACCUAGUAGACGUUAGGAUUUACAAAUUUGGAGUCUAAACUUUCCAGAAGGUGGGCUCCCAGGAUGGUACCAUUGCUCUUCCCUAGCUAACCCUAGAUAUGGCAGCUCUUUAAUGUACUUUAAAAAGCAAAUAUAUAUUACUAAGGAAAAAGUUAUUUAUAAUUGCCUUGUCAUAAUUGUUAAGGUGUUCUAGAACCAUUUGCAUACAAUUUAAUGUAAUUUCAUUCCAUUCUAUUGUUUACACGAUUACUCAAAGAUGGCUGCAAAGGUAAAAGGAAAAUAAAGUGUAUUGCACAAUG
This is a messenger RNA of Nannospalax galili (Upper Galilee mountains blind mole rat), 3479 nucleotides long. It is a transcript of the gene Stk39, whose product is annotated as serine/threonine kinase 39. The record is from RefSeq and is a predicted model, not a curated record. Gene Ontology annotation, biological process: protein phosphorylation. Gene Ontology annotation, molecular function: ATP binding; protein serine/threonine kinase activity. NCBI's taxonomy places the organism in Eukaryota, Metazoa, Chordata, Mammalia, Rodentia, Spalacidae. The transcript has 22 exons. The coding region runs from base 396 to 2033 and encodes 545 amino acids.